Messenger RNA from Pyricularia grisea, 804 nucleotides. RefSeq lists its product as uncharacterized. The coding region runs from base 1 to 804 and encodes 267 amino acids. The record is from RefSeq and is a predicted model, not a curated record. Lineage: Eukaryota; Fungi; Ascomycota; Sordariomycetes; Magnaporthales; Pyriculariaceae. The transcript has a single exon.
AUGUCGACUUCUCAAACGAUUCUCUUCCUCGGCGCAACCGGUGGCGUCUGCGGUGCUGCUCUCCAGCUCGCCCUCUCAGCCGGCAUCAACUGCGUUGCCGUAGUCAGGACGCCAGCAAAGCUGACUGACAAGUACCCUUCCAAAUCCAACCUCACCGUUAUCCAGGGAGAUGCCAAGAACAUGGCGGACGUGAAGCGUGCCCUCACCAAACCCGGCGAUGCGGCAUUACCCGGCCUGGUCGACGUCGUCGUCAGCUCCGUUGGAAGCUACCCAUCCCUGCGCAACUUUGGCGCCAACGAGGACCCGACGCUGUGCGAAGAGUCCAUGGCGGCUCUCUUGUCCGCUGUGGAAGAGCUUGUCGCUCAAGGCGGAGCGCAAAAGUUGUCGCCGCCGAGGGUCAUCGCCGUCAGCUCGACUGGCAUCUCCGACUUUGGUCGAGACGUACCCCUGGCAUUCGCGCCAUUGUACUACGUCAUGCUGGCCAGUGCGCACAAGGACAAGAAGAAGAUGGAGGCUCAACUAAUUGUCGACAAGGCCACUGGCAAGAAGACGCCACCAGCUGCCGGUGGCGCGAGGCCCGAGUUCACAGUCAUCAGGGGCAGCAUGUAUGUUGACGGCAAGGAUGACAGCAAGGCCAAACCGGUCCGUGUCGGUAUUGAAGACCCAUACAAGGGAAUUGAGUCGCAAGCAAUUGGAUACACCAUUUCGAGAGAAGACGUCGGCAAAUGGAUUUUCCACAACUUGCUCAGUGAUUCCACAGGGGCAAGGAGAUAUAUUAACAAAAUGGUAACAGUCACAUACUAG